ACCGCCUCGGGCAUUGAUACUGGCAAAGCGCUGGCCACGAAUGCUUGCUGUCGCGUUGGUCUCUCUUUAUUCCUCCCUUCCCAAUCCCUAUUCUUCCUAUUCUAUAUAUACUUGCUCUCCUCUCCAUUCACCAGCAUGAAACCCGCCUGACGCGUGAGCUUGCGGACCUAAACCAUGACCAUUAACACGUUUACCGCCGGUGCUGCCGUCACUCCCACUGUCAUAAAGACAUGCAUAUCUCAUUAUGCCAACCGGAAGCCCCGCCGCCAGAAACCAACCGCCCACAUCUCCUACGAUGAAGGUCUCCAUCUAAUGCGAACCUUUCUCCACUAUGCCUCACACCAUACAGUUGAAGAUUUACAGUCUUUUACCGCACAAUGGGUCCCUAGUCCGUCCUGGGUAAGGACCGAGAAUGUCACAAUCACAGCGGACCAUGUCUCGAAGGCUGCGAAAACAAUCGCGGAACAACUGGGACCCGCGGGAAUUGAACAAGUCGGCGGGACGCAGUGGUGGCAAUGGAGACCCAAGGGAGCUGAUCUGAAAGCAGAAUGGGUCGAGAUGCGCGCACACUACAACGAACACAAAAGAGAAGGAACGAAAAGCAGGAGGAUCAUGCUCUACAUCCAUGGAGGAGCGUACUUCUUCGGCAGCGUCGAUGUCCACCGGUAUCAGCUUCAGAGACAUGCUCGAAAACUCAGGGCCCGCGUGUUCGCUCCGAGAUACAGGCUAGCCCCUCAAUUCCCCUUUCCGUGCGGGCUACAGGACUGCCUUGCGGCGUAUUUCUAUCUGCUUAGCAUACAUGACCCUUCCGAGAUCGUCCUGGCGGGUGACUCGGCCGGUGGUGGCAUGGUGGUCUCGAUACUCUGCAUUUUACGUGAUCAAGAGCUUCCCUUACCCGCGGGCGCAGUCCUAAUCUCCCCAUGGGUCGACCUCACACAUUCUUUCCCAAGCCUGAGUGGCAGUGCAGAGUUUGACUAUAUUCCAUCCUAUGGCUUCAUGCAGAAACCUUCGACCUCGUGGCCCCCUCCCAACGAUGAAGAGAUAGCGGCCAUCAGCAGAUUGGCGAAAGGCAAAGAUCUAUCUCUCAAGGAGGACGGGGAAGCCGAUGCAAGCAUGUCAGUGCCUGUCAAAGACGACGGUGAUAUUGAGCCUGGACCUCAAUUGCCUCUGUCAAUGGAGCUGGAUGGAAAGCGAGUCGUCUUAAGAGACCAGAUCCAGAUGUACACGACCAACCAGCUAUUGGCCCACCCACUAGUGUCACCCGUUCUGCAACCCUCUCUUGGAGGACUUCCUCCCGUCUUGAUUCUUACCGGCGGAGGGGAAAUUCUGCGCGAUGAACAAAUCUACCUUGCUCACAAGAUGGCCGAUCCCUCUAAAUUCCCCCUAGGUUCUAUUUACAAUUCAAGAUAUGAUCCAGAUGGUACCAUUGUUGCGAAGUACAAACCCACACCGGUCCAGUUACAGGUAUGGGAAGAUUUGUGUCACGUUGCUCCGACUCUGUCUUUUACCCGUCCGGCCAAGUUCAUGUAUCGUUCAGUUGCACAGUUUGGGGCCUGGGUACUGGCCAAGGCUCAGAAACGAGCGAUCGAGAUCAUGGAUGACGACGAUAUCUCGAUCAUUUCCUCGCAGUCAGAUGAUAAUUCGCCAGCAGACACCGACGUCGAGUCGUCAAAUAACAGUGCAGCGAAGACGAACUUGGAUCCGAACAAAAUAAUAGGAAGUGUUGGUCGAGCAGGAGACCCAAUACCGCCCUUCGAGAACAACAUGAUUCGUCAACGGGUUGACCGACAUGGGAGAAUCUAUCCUCUCGCUGAACCAGGAGAACUGCCUGCGUUACAAAUGCCUCCAGACCAGGUAGGAGUGGUCAAACCUGGUCCCGUGAGGAAUUGGCUCGCGGCCAAAAAGAUCUGGGACACAAAAUAUGCCAGAGCGCGGAGCAGAGUGCAGAAGGAAAGAGUCAGAGCUCUAUCCAGUGGAAAAAUAAAGGGCUUUGGAGCAGGUGAGCACCCUCCACCGUGUGCUCUCGCAAGCCGGCGGACGGACAAAGAUCUUUGGGCCAAAAAGAAGAGGAAGAGCUACGGGCUCGCGAUGUGGAGUAUGUGGGGAAGCAAACAUGACGAGUCAGCGCUGAAGAGGGAAGAGGAGGCAGUUGAGAUGGAGAAAUCGGAAGAUAAGCGCCUGGGACGAGAACGCGAAGAGGGCGCCACGCCCGCUGCCGUCGAAGGUGAGCAGGCUGCGAUUCGUUCGCGACGAAGCUUCAGUGGGAGGCGAAGCAUGAGCGCAAAACGCAGGGCAAGCGCAUCGAAAACUCGAGGCAGGAAACGCACCAUCUCGGUCACGGACAGAGGCCAAGCUGAAGGCCGCAAUGUACCCCCGGUCGUGAUUCCCUCAGACCUUACAAGUACCACCGAGUUAGCAGAUACAGCAGGGAAUCAACAAUCGGCUCAGGACCGGCAUACAGCUUCACCUGAGUCGUCCCUGCUCUCGGCGGGCUUCAUUCCGAAAUUCAAAACAGCGGCGCACCUUCGUGAUGACAGUGGUGGACAACACGGGCCUGUACUCUCCGACGCCGCCAGCACGAUGACUGGGCGUAGCGGGAUGGUGGCUGACGAUGCUAGCACUCGUGCGGUGUUCGCCGCACCAGGUAUUUCAAAGAGCGUCGACUCACAAGAGGUGGAGAAGGCGAAGUCAACAAGUCCAGCCACCAAUACAAGGCCGGGAAGCCCCUUAGCCAAUGAGGCGAGGAGUUUUGUAUCUGGGAGCGAAGAUUUCAACGAAGGCGUGGCCAGUAUAAAUCUCGACGCCGAGCCGGGUACGAAUAUUUCGGGAAGAGCUCAUCCUGGGGCGUUUGGGAAUGAUACACCCCGAAGCCAGCGCAGCCUAGAGCGGCUACAAAGCCACCAACGCGACGAGGGGAUGGACCGGCUGGCACCGCUCAGAAGUCCAAGUUCCACCGCCAUUGUCAAGGCAGAGGGCGUGGUUGGCGUGGUUGAUACAGCGGAGCCUGCUGAAAAAGAAAGGGUCGAAGAUUAUGAGAGAAAAGAAGAACAGAUAGAAAAAGAGAAGGAUAUAAACGGAGUGGUCAAUGAGGAGGGCGCGAACAAGCAGAUAUAUUCCGAGGAACAACAACUGGACGGUGAUACAACUGAGCGGCCCAAGAUGUACGACCGGGCGGAAUCGAAGUUCCAAACUGCGCAGGAGACUCCCUCUUGAAGCCUCUGCAGAGAUUGACAAUGUCAUCUUGCAUUAUUUUUGGCCUGCGAUCUUCAUCGUUGCUUGUCAUGCCCAGACAGAUACUCUUUGUGUGUGAGGGUCUUUUUGCCUUUGGAGAUCAAGGCGCGCCCUCGUUACUGUAUCUGAAACAUGUCAAAUUAAAUAUGAAGGGCAAAAAGAAGGAGACGGGAGACUGAAUACCUCAAUUGUGUUCUUAAGGGACAUCUACGACGAGAAUAAACCUGCCAUUUGGCUACCUCUUACACAUUUGUUUCUGAGGGUCUUCAGUGAGCCUUGGUGUCCUAGCAAGCUCCCAUAACCAUGCUGCUACCCAGUACCAGCAACCCACGGAAACAACCGCUUCGAAGUGCUCUGAACCGUUUGCACCAGAUAGCUACAUGAUGGCUAAAGCGUUGGGAGGAGACGCCACUCCCCCAGGCACAUACAG
This is a messenger RNA of Cladophialophora immunda, 3661 nucleotides long. RefSeq lists its product as uncharacterized. The record is from RefSeq and is a predicted model, not a curated record. NCBI's taxonomy places the organism in Eukaryota, Fungi, Ascomycota, Eurotiomycetes, Chaetothyriales, Herpotrichiellaceae. The transcript has 2 exons. Gene Ontology annotation, molecular function: hydrolase activity. The coding region runs from base 175 to 3213 and encodes 1012 amino acids.